Molecule: messenger RNA, 758 nt
Organism: Arachis ipaensis
Lineage: Eukaryota; Viridiplantae; Streptophyta; Magnoliopsida; Fabales; Fabaceae
Product: zinc finger BED domain-containing protein DAYSLEEPER-like
Molecular function (GO): DNA binding
Source: RefSeq, a predicted model, not a curated record
GCCGUGUUUUCUUUGCGAGAUAUAUGAACAUGGAUUAGUUUAUGAAUCAUGCUGAAGUUUUAUUGGCUGCUAUUUUUUUGGAUUAGUUUGUGUUAAUUUUAGCAUGUUUGGCACCAAAUUUUGAGUUAUGUACACCGUGCUUUAUAUGCAGAGCAAGAUGACAGAAAACAGUAAUAUUGAAGUAGCAGGGAUGUCCAUUAGCACUCAACUAUCUUCUCCACCGUCAGGUGUUCGUAAGAAUCGGUCAGCUGUCUGGGAUCAUUUUGAUGUAGAGAAUGCUACUGAGAAGAAGGCUAAAUGCAAAUAUUGUGGUAGCUUAAUACAAUAUGGAAAUAGAACCAGCUCAAUGGGUGAUCAUUUGAGAAGAUGCAAGCAAAAUCCUAAUAAUGAUUCGAACAAAAGAAGAAAAAUAACGACCACACCGACUAUAGAUGAGCGUAGUGUUUUAAAUUCACCCGGUGCUUCCAAAUUUGACAAAGAGGAGGCUCGAAGGGCACUUGUGAAAAUAUUUAUUAGGGAAGAGCUACCAUUUUGUUUCGUUGAAAGUCCAAAAUUUCGAAUAUUUGUGCAUGCCCUACAAGCAAGAUUCAAAGUUCCUUCACAGACUACAUUAGCACGUGACAUUGGAGCUCUUUAUGCUGAAGAGAAGAUGAAGUUGCAAGAUUUUCUCUCGGCAAAUUGUGGUAGAAAAAAGGAGGCGAAUUGAAGUCAAAGUUGUCCAAGUGCAUAAAGUUACUUUAUCAGCAAUACCGAAGUUC